AAUCAAACUGUAAUUCUUCUCCUUACAUUUCUCAUUUCUCUGAGAAACUUUGAGAAGAAGCUGAAGAAAUCCAAGAAAAAUGGCCACUGGGAUGAAGCUCCCCAUGACCGUUACCUUGCAGAAGCCCAUGGCUAUGGCGGCUCCAUCUUCCUCGUUUUCUCUCCAUAGAGCCAUCAAUUUCAGGACUGUUUCCUGCUUAAACGCUACAAGCAAUGCUAAAGUUCCUUUGCCUCCAAUUAACCCCAAGGAUCCAUUUCUUUCGAAGCUCGCUUCAGUAGCUUCAACCUCACCUGAAACGUUGCUAAACCGCCCUGCAAAUUCCGAGUCUCCUCCUUAUUUGGAUAUUUUUGAUGCUCCUCGCCUUAUGGCUGCACCUGCCCAAGUCGAAAGAUCAAUUUCCUAUAAUGAACAUAGGUCGAGGAGGCCGCCGCCGGACUUGCCGUCUCUGUUACUUCAUGGAAGAAUUGUUUACAUCGGAAUGCCUUUGGUUCCAGCUGUUACAGAGCUAGUUAUUGCUCAAAUAAUGUACUUGCAAUGGAUGGAUCCAAAAGAACCAAUGUAUCUUUACAUAAACUCCACAGGGACAACUCGUGAUGAUGGCGAAGUGGUUGCGAUGGAGUCAGAGGGUUUUGCUAUCUAUGAUGCUCUGAUGCAGUCAAAAAAUGAGAUACACACAGUAAAUGUUGGAGCUGCCGUAGGUCAUGCUUGUUUAUUACUUGCUGCAGGAACUAAAGGCAGACGUUAUUCGAUGCCACAUGCCAAAGCGAUGAUACAGCAGCCCAGUGUCCCUUCAUAUGGUUUGAUGCCUGCUAGUGACGUUAUAAUUCGUGCAAAAGAGGUGCUAACAAACAGGGACACAUUAGUGAAACUCCUAGCAAAGCACACUGAAAAUUCAGUAGAGACAGUAGCAAAUGUGAUGAAAGGAGGACCGUACUACAUGGACUCAGUAAAGGCCAAAGAAUUUGGAGUUAUUGACAAGAUUCUUUGGCGCGGUCAGGAGAAGAUUAUGGCUGAUAUGGCUUCCCCGGAGGAUUGGGACAAAGGAGCUGGCAUCAAAGUUCAAGAUGAAUUCUAAAUCUCCUCUCAAAUCUACUCUCCAUUCAUAGCAACUUUGAAAUAUAUUUGUAGUUUGCAGCAGAUCAAGGGGAAUGCUUUGAAUUUAGUUCAAUAUUCCCACGUUGGAUUGCACAACAGAGUCAACAUCAAGGGAUCCAUUAUUAUUCUGCUGCAAAUUUAAUCUCCACCCUCCUCAUACCUUACUCAUCAAACGUACAUCUGGGGUUUGUGUAACAUUUACAAACUUUCCUUCCUUAAAUAAAAAUCUUAGAUUAGAUCACAAAUGAAUGGCUCACUUCUUUUA
Molecule: messenger RNA, 1360 nt
Organism: Cucumis sativus (cucumber)
Lineage: Eukaryota; Viridiplantae; Streptophyta; Magnoliopsida; Cucurbitales; Cucurbitaceae
Product: ATP-dependent Clp protease proteolytic subunit-related protein 3, chloroplastic
Exons: 10
Coding region: 80-1075 (331 amino acids)
Biological process (GO): protein quality control for misfolded or incompletely synthesized proteins
Cellular component (GO): endopeptidase Clp complex
Molecular function (GO): ATP-dependent peptidase activity; ATPase binding; serine-type endopeptidase activity
Source: RefSeq, a predicted model, not a curated record